AUGUCCCUGAUGCUGCGCCUUUUGAUGCGCCCCACUACGCUGGUCGCCACCUACUUCAGCCUGGAAGAGUGGUUCAAGGAUGCCGGCGCCACCACGACGCUCUUUGAGGUGGCACACGGCAUGUCCCCUUGGAGUUUGACCAAGAAUGAUGCGCUGUACAACAAAACCUUAAACGACGGGUGUGCGGCGGACAGCAAUUUGGCCAUGGAUACGCUCUUGAAAGACCCGGAGGUGCAGUAUGUUCUGCAUUGUUGGGAUGACGACAGCAGCGUCAAGAUACUCCGACAGUGUAAGAGAGCAAUCCCUACAAGAGACGCCGGAGGAAAAGUGGUAAUCAUGAAUAUGGUGGUCGGGUAUGGUUCACCAGAUAUGUUUGUCAAAGAGACAUGCGGAUGA
Miscanthus lutarioriparius is the source of this 396-nucleotide messenger RNA. Lineage: Eukaryota; Viridiplantae; Streptophyta; Magnoliopsida; Poales; Poaceae. The record is from the annotation of a GenBank genome assembly.